AUGUCGACCACACUUGAUCUUAAACCCUUAGAGGGUUCCUAUCGCUCAACCGAAGAACCCCACGUAGAGGCUCAGCUUCACCAGUGUAUUUUAUAUUGUAUUGAAUUGACUCCAGAUAUGUUCCAAAGUGUCGAAGACUUGAAUGGGAAAGUUCAAUUGGUUGAGAUUUUAGAGUCAAUAAAAGAACUAAUGUCUCAGUUGGUGAUAGUGAAACCAGGAACUGCCAUUGGUUGUUAUUUAUAUCAUUCUGGUAAAGAGACAGGUGGGAAUGGUAUUUAUGAAUUGCUACCACUACAAAAUAUAAAUAUUAGAUCCAUGAAAAAACUAAAUGAUUUACUGUACGAUUUUGAACAUGGUACUGACCCUGUAACUUACUUCGCGUAUGAUUCAAAUAACUUCGUGCCACUUGAAACAUUAUUCGUGUAUAUUCAAGAGAAAUGUGGUAUAACAAACCCAGAUAAAAAAAGAUACGAAAUUAGAUCUGUAUUUUUAUUUACAAGUAGGGACUCUCCAAAGGAAAUGAAUGACACAGAAACUGUACAAAGAUUGAAAAGGAUUGUAGACGAUAUGACCGAUAACUAUAUUACUUUCGUGCCGUUCUUUAUAAGUUCAAAGGAAACCCCAUUUAAUACAGAGUUUUAUAAUGAUGUGUUACGUUUUAAUUCCAGACCAUGGUCGGACAAAUCUAAAUUCUGGAAAGUGAAUACAGACCCAAUUUCAGCAUCUUCUAUCAAAAUGAGAGUACAGCAAAGAAAGGAGUUGAAGAGAAUAUUGUUUGUGUGUCCUUUAAUUCUAAAUGAACAGAAUAAUUUUGUAGUGGGUUUAAGAGGUAAUAACAUUUUAAGUCAUGAAAAGCCAGGUUCGCGUUACAAAUUAGUAUAUGAGAAAGAAGAUGUUAGGUAUGAGGCUUUCUCUCAUAGAAAAUAUUUAGAUCCUGCCACUGGGAAAGUUAUAGAUAAGGAUGGUCUACUCAAAGUUUAUUCGAUUGGGGACCUGAAUGUUGACAUACCAGAUGAUAAGUUGAUGAAUCUGGGAGAAGAUGUCGCGGGAUACAGUUCAUUUCUGAAACUAAUUUGUUUCAGAUCAUCAUCCCUUUGCAUAAAAUAUUAUAAUAAUAUUGACAAAACUAUAUUUAUUUCAUCAGAUGACAGGAGUUACGAAGGGUCAUAUGAGACCCUGUCUUCCCUCUUCAGAACAAUGAAGGAAAAAGAUAAAUGUAUGAUUGUUUGGGGUAAUGUUAAAAGUAAUUCAAAUCCAGCUCUUUAUGUGAUGUCACCGGCAUAUGAUCCAGGGCUAUAUGGCGGUUUCUUUCUCUGGAAGAUACCAUUUGUCGAUGAGGUAAGAAAGUUUCCCCCUCUCCUUACAUAUAAGAACAUUGAACAAUCAACAGAUUAUAAAAAUCUCUGCAAAGUUACAGAAAAUAUAGUAAACUUUCUCACCUUGAAAAAGGGAUACAACCCAGCAGACUAUAAAAACCCAGGUCUCCAAAAGCAUUUUAAAGUUUUAAGUGAUUAUAUUUUACAGACUCCUGUACCUGACAUUGGUGAUACUGAUAUAACUCAAGAGGAUGAUACCCUUAGGAAAAUUAUUAACGUAAGGGAAAACAUUUUAGCAUCGGCUUCUUCUAAAGACCCUCAACUACAAAGGUUACAUAAAUAUGUUAACGUAUGGAAUGUUCUUUAUUCAAAGAUUGCUGAUGAAGAAGCGUUGGGUGUAGGUGUCGUUAGAAACAUACCAAAGAGGACUAAGCCAUCCAUGAAUUUAUAA
Molecule: messenger RNA, 1767 nt
Organism: Maudiozyma barnettii
Lineage: Eukaryota; Fungi; Ascomycota; Saccharomycetes; Saccharomycetales; Saccharomycetaceae
Gene: YKU70
Product: ATP-dependent DNA helicase YKU70
Exons: 1
Coding region: 1-1767 (588 amino acids)
Biological process (GO): cellular response to gamma radiation; cellular response to X-ray; telomere maintenance
Cellular component (GO): nucleus; Ku70:Ku80 complex
Molecular function (GO): telomeric repeat DNA binding; damaged DNA binding; double-stranded DNA binding
Source: RefSeq, a predicted model, not a curated record